AGACACACCAUCUCGCUGUCCAAUGGCAGGCAGACAUCUGUUCGCUCGGGCGACUCUAAAAUAUUCCCUUCUCUUCCUUCUCCAUCAAGAACUCACUUAGCCGGGACGUCGUUAGUGGUGUAAACCUCCGGGAAAAUGCGAGUCUUUGGUGUUGUUGCGGUAAUUUUGGCAGUAUGCAGUGUGCAUGCAAAGGUAUACUUUCGGGAGGAGUUUACGGACGGUGGUAAGUUUCUUUUGAAAGUAUUUAUACAACACCUGAAACUGCAGGCGGUUAAUUCAUUACAUGUUAGCUUGACUGUAACAGCCAGUUUCUCUUGCAAGCGUGUUCUCAUUACUCUUAAAUCUGAUUUUUAUUCCCCGAUUCAAUGAGAAAACGACACCUUUUUCGGUUUUUAAAAACUUUAUAUGUUUGUUAGCUGGCUAACUUUAGCAAGGGCCUAAUGUUGGCAAACGUGAUAUACUUCUACCACUGAGAGCUAAGUUGCCAAAUGUGGUCGAAAUUGCAGUAGAGAUGUACAUUUAAUCGAUUCGAGAGUUUCAAAGAAUAUCACCACUGUGUAGAUGUUUGGGCAUAACGUUAGGAUUAUAAGGAAGUGCUAAAAAAAAGAGGUCCCCAAGGGUUCCACCCCGUCUAUCCUAACAGUACUGUUUUAAUGUCUGUCCAGAUGAAUGGAGAAGUCGCUGGAUGAACUCUAAACACAAAUCAGACUAUGGAGAGUGGAAACUGACGGCCGGCAACUUCUACGGAGAUGCUGAGAAAGACAAAGGUAAAUGCUCUGCCUACUAAUCCACUUAAUUUAAAACAACAACCACGUGAUUCCCUCCUCAAAGUCAUAGACUUUUGUUUAUACAAUGUGUGUGUGAUGUGGAUAUUGACAAAAUAAACUAAUGGUGAAAGAGGUUAAAUGUUAUUGAAAACCACAACACUUAGGUGCAUCUUUACCCUACAACAAAAAGAUCUUAAACAACCCUUUUAACCCUUAAAAUACAGGUAAUACCCUUAUGUUGUGUCCCCUUAUUCAGCAUUAUAUUGUGAACACUUUUUAGAAUAAUGUACUCCAGUCCACAACCAUCACUUGCUCCAUCUUCAGCAAUCAAGGAACAGUUUUUGCCUGUCUGGUCAUGUCAACAGAAACCAAAACUGUAGAUGCUUCCUGAAAGUAGAUUAUAUGCUCAAAUUAUUGUACCGGGUCGCAGAAGAUUGCCCAGGUGUUUAUAAUGUUAAAGCUGAUAGGCAUAUAUUCUAAUGAGCCUUUGUCUUUACUUGGUAGUACAGUUUCUACAUUCUGUUUUAUUGUUUGUCUUUUUUUUUUUUUCAUUUUUUUUUUUUCAGGUCUGCAAACAAGCCAGGAUGCCCGUUUCUAUGCCAUCUCUGCCGGUUUUGAUUCUUUCAGCAAUGAGGGCAAGCCUUUGGUCAUUCAGUUUACAGUCAAGCAUGAGCAAAAGAUUGACUGUGGGGGUGGCUAUGUGAAAGUUUUCCCCAAGGACUUGGUCCAGACUGAAAUGCACGGAGAAUCUUCAUACUACAUCAUGUUUGGUAAGUGAUAAUUCAUCAUAAUUGGAUAUUUUUUGGGGGGAAAGCGCAGUGGUUUUUAUUGCAACAUUUACUAAUAAAACUUAUUCUGCCCUAGGCCCUGAUAUCUGUGGUUACAGCACAAAGAAAGUGCAUGUCAUCUUCAACUACAAGGGCAAGAACCACCUGAUCAAGAAAGAGAUUAAGUGCAAGGUAGUUCCACUACAAAAAAGGCAUCUUUUCAAAAGUGUACUAAUAAGUACUGGCUUUGUUUAAUCCAAAGGCUGGUGUUUCUUUCAGGAUGAUGAGCUGACCCAUCUGUACACACUUAUCCUGAAUCCGGAUCAGACCUAUGAGGUUAAGAUUGAUAACGAGAAGGUAGAAUCUGGCAGUCUGGAGGAGGACUGGGACUUCCUGCCCCCUAAGAAAAUCAAGGACCCUGAAGCCAAGAAGCCAGAGGACUGGGAUGAUCGUGCAAAGAUUGACGAUGCUGAUGACACAAAGCCUGAGGUGAAAAAUAACAUAAAACAGUUUUAUUCAGCAUGAAUCUACUUUUAUUAUGCUCAAGAUGUUGUUUUUAGAGGAAAUGCUGGAAGAGGAAGAUUUUCCCAUUCAUUUUUCUGGAAGACUUUAUGUAGUCCCAGUCUUUCAAGAACCGGAUUUACAUGUUCAGUGCUGUUGUUUUAUUUUAAGCUCCAUGUUUGUAUUACUCGCUGCUCCUUUAGGACUGGGACAAACCUGAAAAUAUUCCAGAUCCAGAUGCCAAAAAGCCAGAGGACUGGGAUGAGGACAUGGAUGGAGAGUGGGAGCCACCCAUGAUCCCCAACCCAGAGUACAAGGUAUGCCAAAGCUGUGUCUUCAUAGGUAGAGCUUGUGCUUUUUCUGAACCCCACUCUGCUUGAAGAAUACUUAAUAUUUAUGUUUUCUCUAUUAAAGGGAGAAUGGAAACCCAAACAGAUUGAUAACCCCAACUACAAAGGAUCCUGGGUGCAUCCUGAGAUCGACAACCCUGAAUACAGCCCUGAUUCAAACAUCUACAAGUUUGACAACAUAGGUGUUUUGGGUCUGGAUCUUUGGCAGGUGAGAGAGGGAGAGAUGGAUUAUCUGUCAGAAGUGAAGUUAUUUCUUUAGUGAAUUUAUAAAUUCAAUCUAACUUUUGUUAUUGUUUGUCUCAGGUGAAGUCUGGGACCAUCUUUGACAACUUCCUGAUCUCAGACGAUGUGAAGGAGGCUGAAGAUGUUGGAAAGGAGACAUGGGGUGUUACAAAGGUAUGCUGGGGCUGCUGUUUUUUUGAAGCCAUGCUGUCAUUUUUACAACACAUGAAUCCAUUACCAGUGAAAUCCAGAUCAAGUAAAGAGACAUUGUUUGUAGUAACUGUAAUCUCCCUCUGCAGGAACCAGAAAAGAAGAUGAAACAAGAGCAAGAUGACCAGAAACGAAAAGAGGAGGAGGAGAAGAACAAAGAGCAAGACACUGAAGCUGAUGAUGAUGACGGUGAUGAGAUUGAUGAUGAUGAUGAUCUGAGUGAGGAAGACACAAAGGACGAAAUGGAAGAGGCACUUUCAGAAAUGGAUGAGGAAGACGCAAAGCUUAAAGAUGAGCUUUGAGGACAUGUGGUCAAAGAUUUGUGUGUCCCUCCUUUAGAAACUCUGUCCUGUAUUUCCCAGGGGGUAUUUUGGCUGCUGUGCAUCCUUUCCCUGAGAUAUGGACACAACCCAACUUAGGGUACAAAUGUAGUGAAGUGGAGGUUAAUGGACUCAGUUUCUCUUUCAUUUUGGUUAUAUUUUUCAGUUUCCCCUGAGCUGCUUAGUUGAUUGUGUUUUCACCCAUAAAGUCCAUUCCUCAUUUGAAAUAUCAGUUUAAGAGGGCUCUGAUUGCCACUUUUUUCUUGAUUUGCACAUCCUGGUCUCAGAUUUUCUCUCACCGGUGGCAUAAUUUUACCUAAAGUUGGUAUACAUGGGUGAUAAAUGUUUGAUUUAGGCUUUGAAAUUUCUCCACUGGAAAGAAAAAAAUCAUUUAAGCCUGGUAAAGCAGAAAACAUUCACACCUAAACCUACUAAAUGCAAAACAAUCAUGAAAUACAGACAAAUCAACAGUGUAAUGUAACUUAUUUUUGUUAUGUCUGUGGCACUGACUUUCUGUUUCCCUCUCAAACUCUUUAAGGGCAUAAUUGACGUUUUUCAACAUAAACAUGAGAUUGGUUUUCUACAUUAAACGGCAUGAAUGAAAGUAUGUCUUGGUAAUGUGAUGGAACUUGCUUUGUGUCCUGAAAGUCUUGAGAAACAGACGGGAAUCCUUGGAGUGACUCAUGACAUCACCAAGGGAUCACUUUUAUUGGACAGAAUGUUAAUGAUACCAAAGUUUUUAUUAAAAAGAUUAUAACCA
Molecule: messenger RNA, 3897 nt
Organism: Xyrichtys novacula (pearly razorfish)
Lineage: Eukaryota; Metazoa; Chordata; Actinopteri; Labriformes; Labridae
Source: the annotation of a GenBank genome assembly